AUGCCAUCAUCGCGGCGCCCCCGCACCAUCGCAGAGCUGCAGCGGCUCGAGGAAGAGGCCUGGACCUCGCCAGCACAGCGGGCGCUGUACGCUACGCGACAUAUCCCUGGGUUCCCGUGGUACACAGUGCAGGAGGUAGCGUCGCCUGACAAGUCUGCAACUGCCAACGCGGCCGCCCUCUUCACCACCGGCGUUCGACGCCACGUCAUCCCGUAUGACUUUUCUUUUACUGUGUUCGUGAAGGGGCGGUGGGUCGGCCGGCGGCUGCUCGAGGUCUACGCGGAGGAGCUGCCGCAUCACACCCCUGCCUACUACGAAGCUUGCCUGCAACAAGGCCGUCUGUACUGCGUGCAGCGCGGCGCUCUCGGCCAGCACAACACGCAGCGCCGGCUGCUGAAGCGGUCGGCUGUCACGCCUGCGUCGGUGGGCACGACCGGAAGCUUCAGCGACAGUGCCCCAGGCCUGGCCUCGUCCUCGUACACUACCCCUACCACCACCACCACCGUGUCCGCUUCAGACCUCCCUCAGCGCCGCCACGCUGAUCGCCGAGCCGCAUCGCCUGCUCCUCUGCCCUCCCGAGGAGAGGAUGUGGUGCUGCAGCACGGCGACGUCGUGUACCACACGGUGCACCGCCACGAAGUGCCAGUGACGGUGGGGAUGUGUGGCGCCGAUGCCGUGCUGAUCACGGCCGUGUGCAUUGCACGUUACGGUCUCAUCUGCGUCAACAAGCCGACCGGGCUACCGACGCACGCAACGGGGAGGUACUACUACAACUCGCUUACCUCGCUUCUCGAGUACGUGCUGGCGCCGAAGCGGCUGGCGGCGUGGCUGCUCGUCGAAGACCCGCUCCUGCAGGCCCUCGUCUCCACCGAGCACCUCUCGCCAGCAGAGAAGGCGGAGCUGUACGCGUACUAUGCCCCACCUCCAGCUCCCGUACGACUUGCUGGAUCAGUGGGUCAGCCCUGCGAACAUCAACUCGACAGCUCGGGGUCUUCGCACUGCUACUGUGCAGCAACAACCGAAGCAUCCGCUGCCGGAGAUGCAGAUCUGGACGAAGUCGACCCGGACAAGGUGCCUCGACCGUGUCAUCGGCUGGACAAGGUUACCUCCGGGGUGCUGCUGUUGGCCGUACGCCAAGACGCAGCGAAACGGAUCGGAUCGGUGCUGAUGCGCAAGGCAAAAGAGGUGGAGGAAGCAGUGACGACGGAGCUGUUGCGCCGCAGGGUCGAGCCUUACGCUUCGCGUGACCGCGGCGUUGAGACGGCGGUCACCCCAGUCGCUGAGCACACGGCGAGCCCCGAUGGGAGUGAUGGGGAUGCCGGUGUGCCCGCCGGCCGCGCGCUCUCAUCCACCCCUGCCUCGCCACCGGCAUCUCUGCAGCGCAUCCUUGCCAGCACGUAUGAGCUGCAGAAGUACUACCUGGCGCGUGUGCGUGUUGAGUCGACACGAGUGCUGCCGGAAAGCGAGACAAGAUUCGAAGCCGAGACGCAGCGGCAGCGCACGCCCCAGCCACCGCCCUUAGCAUCCCCGUCUUUGCCCGCGGCAUUCCCUCCGCCCCUGCAUGUUUGGCGUGUGGUCGGUGAUGAGCCGUGCUUGAGGACGCACAACGCCUAUGUGUCGCACAUGCUGAGCUCCGCAAACGGUGUCUGCGACGUCGCGUCUUUGUGGGCUCGCCAGCCGAAGAAAUGCCGCUCAGCUCUACCGGGUGUGUUCCCUGAUGGUGUGCUGACGACAGUGCCGGUUCCUGCGCCUGGGACCCUUGCGUCCUCCGCUGCUGCCGCGGCGACGCUCUGUCAGCUCCUUUCCGCCUUGCCCACUGCCACGAACGCCGCACCCCAGGACGGUCUACCGCAAGCUGGAACGAACGUGGCGAGCGUCGCUGAAGAGGCGGUGGUGCUAUGCACCCCCUACACGGGCCGCCUGCAUCAGAUUCGUAGGCACCUGGGCUCACUUGGCUGCCCCAUCGUCGGCGACGUCGUUUACGCGCACACCAGUGGCAACUCGGACCCAUCAAGCACACCUUCAGCGCAAGUACAGCCGCAGCUGCCGAAGAAGAGGCCAGGGGGCACGGAGAGCGUCACCUGCGACCCCGAAACGUCGUCCACGAAAGACACGGCAGCGCGUGGCCUGGACGGCAGCGCUGAUUGCGCGGCCCGACUCUCACGCGAUGGCCGCGACUUCGUCUUCUUCGAUGCCGCACAGUUGCCAGCUGCCUAUCAUUGCUACUGCCAAGCAAUGAAGGCAACCGCCAACGAGGUCAACACUGCAUCUCGUGCUCACCAGGCUUCCCCGUCGCGUAGGACAGAGGAGCGUGCAGCGACAGUGGACGCCGACGGCGGGCUACCGACGAAGAAGGGUGUAAAGCGCAGUCGCACUGUGUGCAGCACAGACGGCGGAAGGGAAGCCGAAACGGCAGAGGACAUGGCGAACCGUGAGAAGAAGGGGGUCCCACUCGCCAGCACGAGUAGUGUUGCUGCAGCUGUGGGCGCCCGAACGGUGGGGAAGGGGCAAAGCAACGCAGCCGCCACUAGGUGGCAAGAUGAGCCGCUAUGCUACGAGUGCGCCGGACGUCUGCCGAUCGUGGCCGCAGGGGAGUGCGCGACGGGCACGUCGGCCAUCUGCCUGCAUGCCUGGGUUUACCAAGUUAGGGAGGCCCUGCUCCUCGCCACCGACGACGGCGCACCGUCGAAGGCGAGAUUGCCAGCAUCAACGCCAGAGGUUGCGGCGAUGCUUGCGACUACAAACCGGUCGUCACCUGCACCAUGCCCUUCCUCUUCCCCGGGGGAUGGGGAGAGCGGUGCAGGGGUGAACAGCCGCACCGCAGAGCGCUUGCCAUCUCACCACCAUUUGGUUGUAGAUGGCGACUUUGUUCGCUUUGAAGCACCGCCUCCGGCGUGGCUGCGGCGGUAG
This is a messenger RNA of Leishmania mexicana MHOM/GT/2001/U1103, 2910 nucleotides long. RefSeq lists its product as hypothetical. Lineage: Eukaryota; Euglenozoa; Kinetoplastea; Trypanosomatida; Trypanosomatidae. The record is from RefSeq and is a predicted model, not a curated record. Bases 1 to 2910 code for a protein of 969 amino acids. The transcript has a single exon. Gene Ontology annotation, biological process: pseudouridine synthesis. Gene Ontology annotation, molecular function: RNA binding; pseudouridine synthase activity.